CAUUUGUUUCAGGUUGUUUUAGAGGAGGGAGAGGGGAGCGCCGCCCCCGAAACUUGUCCCCCAGGCCAUGGUGCCCGAUCAUGAUCCCCGCCUCGCCACCCACCCCAACAACAUGUCCAAGGAGGCGGAGGUGCCACCCGAGCAGUUAGAACCAGUGGACUUGAGUGUCAAGACCAAGGACGACCAACUAGCUGAGCCCCAGGUUGGUCCUAACCAUGUCCAGCCGCUCCCGAAGCUUCCUGCAAGUCCUUCGGUCCAUGUCCGACAACCUGGACCCCGGGGCCCACCGCUCAGGCUACCACCCUCCUCUAAUAACAACCAUAACCCGCACCCUGAGUACCAUGGCCCUCCUAGACCACCCUCGGGGCCAAUGGAAUAUAGCCCAGUUAGGGUGUCCGUUGAGAAGACUCGGAGGCCGCCGGCAGACGAACGACUGCCGGUUAUAAGUGACCACAGAGUCUCGGGUGUCCAUAUCCAGAAGAUGCUGUGUGAGCGAGUACAAAAAAUGUCAGGUGACAGAGAGUCAAGUGAGCGGUUGCUGAUGCCUCUAAUUGACCCCAUAAAUGCACUCUCAGGUGACCUGAAGGUGUUAGAUGAGAAAGUUCAAAGAGUGCAGUGUGAUAGAGUACCGAAAGUAUCCGGCGAUAACAUACAUAAACUCUCUGAACAGCGGGUCACCUCCAAGCAUACGGAGUGUGACACGUCUCCGCCAGUGAAACAAAUGCCUCGUUAUACAAAAUGCUCCGUAGAGGCUCGCGUGUCGCCCAAACCUUCGGUGACAUACACCAUGACUGCAUCAUCCACGACACAUACACCGUCUUCUUCAGCAGUGACCGUCCCACAAUGCUUGACGGUGGAGCCCCACCGGGCAGUCGUCACCUCCAGUUCCACCUUCGCUAGUACAAGAUCUCCUAAACACUCCCCUGACCACAGCGGCCUGGGGUCCCUCGACCUACCCGGCCUGCACAUGAGCCUACCCCUCCAGAGCACCAGCUUCCCAUGUAUAAGCCCUGAGGAGUUGGUGGGCACCAGCGGCUCUCCCCUCCGGAGCAGUGACCCAGCUUUCCUCCUCCACAUGUCCAGAUUCCCCACCACCUUGCCACUGCCACUCGGCUUGGAUCUCACACUCAAAUCUGAGUUAGGUAAGAAUCCAAUGGACGCUCUCAACAUAAACCUGGAGAACGCUUUCCAAAACGGCAGUUCUCCCCUCCUGUCCUUGCAGAGAAUACGCGAAGCCUCAUUAGUGUGGUACGGGAAGCGGCCGUUUUGUGAGAGUCCCUCUCCGCCGCCCCGCUGUGCCUCGUCGGGAGGUCAUCUGGCCUCUCCUUCACCUCAAACUACAACUCUUACCUCAUCUACCAUCUCAUCAUCCUCGUCCUCGCCGUCACCCUCGUCGCCACCAGCAGUAGCUCGGCCCACUGGUCGACCUCCUCCACCUCCAGCAGAUUACUCAGACGCUCUUCGAAGGCGAAAAGCUCAUCGAUGUGACUUCGAAGGUUGCGAAAAAGUCUAUACUAAGAGCUCUCACCUCAAGGCCCACAAGCGCACACACACAGGAGAAAAGCCGUAUCACUGCACGUGGGACGGCUGUAAGUGGAGGUUCGCGAGGUCUGACGAGCUGACACGCCACUACCGCAAACACACGGGCCAGAAACCCUUCAAAUGUCAGCUGUGUCAGCGGUCCUUCUCGCGGUCAGACCACCUCUCUCUCCACAUGAAGAGGCACUGAAGAGAGCAGGGGAUUGUCCCAGUGUUUAGAUCUCUUUUAUACGAACUGAUAAUGUGAGGAAAGUGCCAGAUGUUUCUCCACUAGGGUUCAGGUCCUCCACAUCAUGAGGCAUUGAGGUGGAUGGAAACAGUGCCAGGUACGCCACUGAGUCCUUACAAACAAACUGAAGGCGGGUACAGCUGAAACAGCGCAGCAGCCGGCUGAUGACACACUUGGGCUGUUACUUCUCUCUGUAGCGUCAGUGAACUGUUUUUUUGGGAGUUACUUCCAUCACAGUUCUGUUGAGUCAAACUUUCCUACCUGUGAUAGGUGUCGCCUGCUGGUGAAAAUUCCACGGAGAAAAAGUUACUAUCUUCGAUUCUUUGGGUAAUCAGUAUGUAAAUUCAUCAUCAUCUCGAUUAUGGCCGAGUAGUAACGUGUUUGGAUUCCCUUCAAUCAUCACACCACAUACUUGAAGCAUAUUAAGGACUGACUAUUAAACGAUCUCAGAAACUGUAACAGUUUGUUCAUAGUUGAUAAGAUGUUUACUUUACAGUGAGGUACAACGGAUAUAUAUAUUUAUACACAGUCACUAUACCAUAUUUCCUUGGAGGUUCGUCAUGCUUGGGGUCUUUGCAUUAUUCCACGAACUUCAGUCAGUAUUAUCUGCCAGUCAACAAUUCCUCCUCCCUGACUAUGAUCACUUGGCAAAGACAUUCAUAGAUGACGGAGAGCGAGAGGCCAGUCAGUGUGGCGUGGAGCCGCGGGAUGGUCCAGCAGAGACGCGGCCCAGUGGGUGGCCUCAGCCGGUGACAGUAUCUUAGCAUAUCACUUGAUGGCGGUGACACCCACAGAUGGACCAAAGGAGUAUAUCAAACUACAUCAGCACAUACCUACUUAUAUACUAUCUAUAUUCAUUAUAUUCCUGCAUUUUUGGGUGUUAUUGUCAAUCUCCUACACAAUCCCAUCAUAUCAAUUGAUAUUUCAGAACACAAGACUAAAUGUAACAGAUUCUAGUUAUGUAUCGAGCGAGCGAAGAGAGAAAAAAACCCUAUAUAUUUUGUAACAAUGGUGCUACUAAUGAAACAUAAAUAUAGAAAUAUUCAAUAUCUUGUGUUACAAACAACCUGACGUCUCUCAACAAGUAAGAGUUUCUAUUUUCUUACUCUCAAGUUUUUUUUAUAUAUUUUUAUACUGCCAUAUAUAGCAAUAUCUCAAGUGGUUGUCUGUGAUCGCGUGUCCACAUGUUCGUAGGUUUAAGAGCUUCUAUGUUGUUAUUAUUUCGAAUUUUAAGUAGUUGUGUGUGCAGAUUACUUGUUAGAUGUGACUAUGGUGUGGUUGGGUAGUAAAGGGUGGUUGAAGGUAUUAAUAUAUAUGUAACGAGGAGUCGUCUCCCACAUCCUCCUCCUCCUCCUCGUCUUGUAGCGGACGAUUAACUCUUACUCUCUCGCUGCUGGCCUCAGGUGUUAUCUCUUCCUCCGAUACCAACAAGUAACGUAAUUCAAGGUGAAGUAUGGAGGUUUGUGUCCAUGGCAUCCUUGGAGCUGUUGACGGAACAACUUGUCAGCUAAACUUAAAUUUUAAUAUCAACACGGGUCUUACUUCUUAUAAGAAUAUAAUCUCUAAAACCAUUCAAAUACAGCGUAAUGUAAGUCUUGUGCCUCGAGAUUACACAGUAGGAGACGCCAGAGGUAAAAAGAAGCCCACGAAAACAAACCUAAACCUAUACUGUUGUCCUUCAACCUAUGAUCCUCUUAUUAUAUAAUAUAUAAAGGUCUGAACAAGGUACUCGACAAAUGCAUCAGAAAAUAGAUUACUUUUUUGGUGGACUUAAGUUUUAAGUUUUGUUAAGGGUUUCGUUAAUAUAGGUUGUUCAUAAAGCUUUCAUGGUAAUGAAACAAUUUACAUUAUAUUCACAACAUAACGACCGUAGCUACUGACGGCCAUCAGUUUCUCUCACCUGACCACAGGGUGUCAUACAGGUCGAUGAUGUUAUAGACACAAAGUUUCAUAUCACCACAAUUUGUCAAAGGCACGAGGUGCCAUACAGGUAAAAGGUAUCAUAUAGACACAUGGUGUUGUACAGACACAAGUUGCUACGCAUAAAGAAGGUGUCAUUCAGACAAGGUCUCGUAGAGACAAAGUGUCUUCCAGACACAAUGUGUCAUGCAGACAAAGUCUCAAAGAGACAUAGUGUCAUACAAAGUCUCAAUGAGACACAAAGUGUCAUACAGACAAAGUCUCAAAGAGACACAAGGUGUCAUACAGGCACAAGGUGGUGUGGGAGGGGUGACUCUUGCCAGCAUUGUCCUCGAGCAUUUGUGUCUUUCUCUUCAUCUUCUUCCAUGUUCACAAAGAGUACAAAUAAUUUCAUAUUUCUUUUCAAUUUGUAAAUACAUCAUCUUACUUCUCAAAUAUGUAAAAUAAAAUAAAAAAUCUUUCGCACUUUUUUCAAGAGAGUUAGAUAAGCUCUCACACUCAAGUGGUUGUGACUACUUCCCCCUGGUGACGCCUGCUGUGUGGGUGGUUACCUGAGUGAUAGUGGUGGAGGGAUCACAGCGCUGCACCAGAGAACAUAUCUUAGUGUAGGAUACUGUAACGGGACUCUGGGUAGAGGAUAUUUACUGCUUGUCCAACUUGAUGGUGGGGACAUAAAUGAAGGUGAACGGAGGAUGGUAUGAAACUAAAUUUUUACUUUUAACAAAUCUUUGUUUGUUGAUGGCAGAUGAAACAUCAGUUAAAUGACAAACAAAUACAAAAUGGGAAUAAAGAAAGAUACUGAACGACAGAGGAGUGACUAUCAAGAAGUAGUCUGGCUUCCACAGUAGUGCGAGUGAAGGAGCAGGUGUGUGUUAUCCCCUCACUUGUACUAUAGACCGUCACCCUUAACGACAACAUUUAUGAAGACAAGGAACUUUCUAGAUUUUUUAAUUGUGUUGGCCGAUGAGAUUAUUAGGAAAAAAUAGCAUAGGCAGCUGUUGGUGCUGAAGAAACCCCUGGUGAUCUUAUACAUAAAAUGGUGUUUGUCUUUAAACUUCAGAACCAGGCCAUUGUUAUUGUUCAUUCAUCACAGUGAGGGUUAUAUCAUAGCUAGGACCAAGUUAGAGAAGUUUUGGUGUUUGAGUUAAAUAUAUCGAGGUGGUGUGAGGCUGUAUCAAUGGUAAAAUUCCUCUAAUACACUGCUGCGUCAUAAAAACGUUCGUAUUCACCAAGCGUUUCUCAGUGACGGCAGCUGCUGGCGGCUGUCCUGUGUCACUGAUGUGUGUUGAUGAUGCCAGCUGGAAGGGAACAGGUUCGCAUGACAAGUAUAUGUGUUGGUCGCAGCCUCACACACCGUAAACGUCAUCAACUGGACGCAAACAUAUUACCCAUAGAACACAGUGACGAGGUUCUAAAAUGCAUCAAUUGUUCUAAACAUUAUCUUGACGUCAUUUUCUAGUGUUUUCAGGAAAAUGCGAUAACUAUAGAAUUCAUUUCCUAAGGAAUUUCUUAUUUCAACCCGAAGCGAGGCACCUUAUUGUCAGACAGGAGCUCACGAGGCUGCCUCUUAUAAUAGCUCAGUGCCAUAAAAAAACAGUGAAUCUCCCUGGUAAACAGUUGACUCGCAAUAACUGUAGGUCAAUGUGGACAUCAAAUACCGAAUCAAAUUUAGGAAAAUAACUCAAAUUAUACCUGAAACCGAAUAUUAUUCAUCUUAAGUCACCCACUCGUAGGCGUGAAGAGUAAAUACAUAAAAGAUAAGUUAAAAUAUGUGAAAAACUGGGACACAAUUUUCAUUUGUAAAUGAUUAGAAUUCUUAAUAUGACAUCCUCGUCACUGUCAUUUACUUCUCCGUCAAUUUCCCUCCAAGACGAUACUACACGUAAGUCUCUAAGAAAGAAUAUUUCCCCGUCAGCGAAGCAAAGUUUUGCUGCUCUUCUCAAGCGAUGUAAAGUGGAACACUUGGGAUUUACCUUUAUACCUUCUCUCUCUUCGCUCUCUUCUCUUUCUCUUUCUCUUAUCUAUGUGUGAUAUAAACGUGGCGGAAAGUUAAGGUCUCUCGUCCUUUGACUCAUCAGAGUGAUGUCCCUUCACCCCUCCAUCCCCUCCUUCCUUCACCCCUCCAUCCCCUCCUUCCUUCACCCCUCCAUCCCCUCCUUCCUU
Homarus americanus (American lobster) is the source of this 5851-nucleotide messenger RNA. RefSeq names its product Krueppel-like factor 12. Gene Ontology annotation, biological process: regulation of transcription by RNA polymerase II. Bases 68 to 1729 code for a protein of 553 amino acids. Lineage: Eukaryota; Metazoa; Arthropoda; Malacostraca; Decapoda; Nephropidae. Gene Ontology annotation, molecular function: RNA polymerase II cis-regulatory region sequence-specific DNA binding; DNA-binding transcription factor activity, RNA polymerase II-specific. The transcript is spliced from 5 exons. The record is from RefSeq and is a predicted model, not a curated record.